This is a messenger RNA of Odobenus rosmarus divergens (Pacific walrus), 1767 nucleotides long. RefSeq names its product chromosome unknown open reading frame, human C14orf39 (gene CUNH14orf39). Lineage: Eukaryota; Metazoa; Chordata; Mammalia; Carnivora; Odobenidae. The transcript has 17 exons. Gene Ontology annotation, biological process: oogenesis; homologous chromosome pairing at meiosis; spermatogenesis. The coding region runs from base 1 to 1767 and encodes 588 amino acids. The record is from RefSeq and is a predicted model, not a curated record. Gene Ontology annotation, cellular component: central element.
AUGAAUGACAGCCUAUUUGUCAGUUUGGACAGACUUUUGCUAGAAUUUGUUUUCCAGUAUGAGCAAGAUAUAAGUACUAAAGAAGAUAUGCUUCAACGAAUUAAUAAAUGCUUUGAAGAUAUUAAAGAAAACAAGGCAACUAUUUGUAAGAUACAUGAAACUAUAAAUACAACAGAUGAGGAAAUUGGUCAUUACUGUAAACAUAGUAAGGAGAUCAAAGACAACUGUAGUAACUGGAAGCCAACAUGUGAUGUUUUUCAUAAGCAUGAAGACUAUAUGCAGGACCAAUUUACUAUUUAUCAAGAAACUAUUGAAAAAGACAAAAAAAUGUACCAUGGUUAUAUAUGUCAGUAUAAAGAUGUUUUGAAGCAAUAUCAGUUAAAAUACUCAGAAACACCCCUUUCACAUGAAUAUUAUGAGAAGAAAAGAGAACACGAAGAAAUUCAAAAUAGAGUGUUGGCAUGUACUGAACAACUAAAAAUGAAUGAAACUAUCUUUAUGGAAUUUCUAGUGCCUGCUCCUUUUCCAUCACUUGCUAAAUGGACAUUACAUAUGGCUAAUGUGAGAUGUAAAACACAAGAUAUUCUUAAACAUGCCAGCAAUUAUUCCAAAAGUUCAUCUGAAUUGAAGGAAGAAGUAGAUGAAGUGGAAAUAGAAAUUAAUUAUUUAAACCAGCAGAUUGCAAGACUCCAUGAAACUAAGAAUCUUGCAGAAACUCUGGAAGAAAAAAAUAAAAAUAUAGAAAAGAUAAAGGAUUUGAAAGAAAGACUUUUUGAAAAAGAUGAACAACCUGCGCUUACAUUGAGUAAAACCCCUCAAAACAGUCAAUUAUUUCUUCCACAUGAAUCUCAGAAAUUAGACAGACUAAUGAAGAUGCAUUCUUCAGAACCAAGAGUUAUAGAUAAAAAAGAAGAAAGUUCCAUGAAGCAGGCAAAGCUUGCCAAUAUUGACUUUAGACAGAAGGAAAACAACGUGCAGGUACUUAAUGACUCUACUCUGAAUAACCAUUCAAAAUGCUCAAAUUCUGUGGCUAUUAAAAAUUCACAAAAUAUGAUGCAUUUCAGAUUGUUAACCCCACAGAAACAAUCAAAUUGCAGUCAAUGGUGUGAAAAAGGAGAUACAGAUGCUGAGUGUGAAGACAAAGGUACAGUAAGACAAUUGAGAGAAUCAAAAUGUACUUCACAAGUUUUUUGUGCAGAACAUUUUGGGAAACCAAUAGAAAAUAAUAGUGAUGAAGUAGAAGAAAGGGCUGAGAAUUUUCUACAAACUCCUGAAAUUCCUUUAUUUUUAAGAAACCCUGAAGCUGUGAAAACACCUGAAUCUUUGGAGAAAUUAUUGUUUCCUAAAACCCCUUCUUUUGAAAUUAACAGAAAUAGAAAUAUAAUGCCUGAAGGUCAAACACAAAAGGAAUCCCCUGGAUUUUCUUUUCUUACGAAUUAUACUUCUAGAUCUCCUGGAUUGAAUUUAUUUGAUUCUACUAUAUUUGAUUCAGAAAUCUCAUCAGAUCAGUUUAAUGAACAUUAUUCUACAGGAAAUUUAAAUCCUCUCUCAUCACAACAAGAAAUUGGAAACUUAUUUGGGAAACCAGAAGGAGAAGAUGGCUUCACAUUUUCUUUUUCAUCAGACUCUUCAACUCACACAUUUGGAACUGGAAAAGAUUAUUUUAGUUUUCCAUUUUCAUUUGAACAGGAUCAAAACUCAACACCUUCUUCUGUAAAAGGUUUUUCAUCUUCCUCACAAAAUACAACACAAUUUACUUUUUUUUGA